Molecule: messenger RNA, 2048 nt
Organism: Mercurialis annua (annual mercury)
Lineage: Eukaryota; Viridiplantae; Streptophyta; Magnoliopsida; Malpighiales; Euphorbiaceae
Product: probable beta-1,3-galactosyltransferase 2
Exons: 11
Coding region: 449-1702 (417 amino acids)
Cellular component (GO): Golgi membrane
Molecular function (GO): hexosyltransferase activity
Source: RefSeq, a predicted model, not a curated record
ACAUGAAGAGAGUAGCGGGCGGUUAAGUAGAGUGGGAGUGGGUCGUCUUCUUCUCUCCUACUUACUUGUUUUCAACGUCCCUUGCCUCCAAAGCAGUCCUCCGUACCACUAAUCUUAUAUUUUCAUUUCUUCUUCAUUUUCCAUUUCUUUCUUUCGAAUCCAAAAAAAAAAACAAAAACUACAAAAACUUGGAAUAAAGAAAAGAACAAAACCAGAACUAACAUUACCAUCUUCAUAUUACAAAACACAGCCACCCAAUUACUCUCUUUUAUUCAUUUCUUUCUAAAUUAUCCAAUUUGGUGGAUUCUGUUUCUUUCUCUCAUCUGGGUUUGUUUUUUAUUGCUUCAAAUAUGAAUCUUUUUUUUUUUGAUAUUUUUCAAAUAUGAAUCUUAGUUAGCUGUAAUUGUAUAUAAAGAAGAAGAAGAAUUGGUGAUAGAAACCCAAAAAUAUGUCUUUGAAGAGUAAAGGUGGUGAUCAGCAGAUUAAUUAUUUCUCUUCUUCUACUAAUAAAAAUAAUUCUGUAACUCAAAGAUGGACUCUUUUCCUUUGCUUGUGUUGUUUCUGUGGUGGAAUGCUCUUUACAAACAGGAUGUGGACAGUUCCUGAGUCUAAAGGUAUCACCCGGACAACUGCAAUGGAAGCUGAAAAAUUAAAGUUAGUUUCAGAGGGUUGUGGCAUUAAAUCUUUGCAUCAGAAAGAGGUAAGGCGUGACUCGAAUGAUCUCAUCGGUGAAGUGUACAAGACUCAUAAUGCCAUCCAGACAUUAGAUAAAACUAUAUCAAACUUAGAGAUGGAACUAGCUGCUGCAAGGGCAGCACAGGAGUCCAUACUGAGCGGUGCUCCUUUAUCGGAAGACUUAAAGAAGACUUCAUCAUCUGGGAAAAGAAGGUAUUUAAUGGUUGUUGGAAUUAACACUGCUUUCAGCAGCCGGAAAAGAAGAGAUUCAGUUCGUGCAACGUGGAUGCCACAAGGCGAGAAAAGGAAAAAGCUGGAAGAAGAGAAGGGUAUCAUUAUUCGCUUUGUCAUUGGUCAUAGUGCCACAUCAGGAGGAAUUUUGGACAGAGCUAUUGAAGCAGAGGGCAGAAAGCAUGGAGAUUUCUUGAGGCUGGAUCAUGUUGAAGGGUACCUUGAAUUGUCUGCCAAGACGAAGAUAUAUUUUGCCACUGCUGUUUCUUUAUGGGAUGCAGAUUUUUAUGUCAAAGUUGAUGAUGAUGUCCAUGUAAAUAUAGCAACACUUGGAGAAACUUUAGCUAGACAUAGAAAAAAAUCGCGGGUGUACAUCGGAUGCAUGAAAUCAGGGCCAGUCCUUAAUCAAAAGGGAGUAAGAUAUCAUGAACCCGAGCAUUGGAAAUUUGGGGAGACAGGGAACAAGUACUUCCGCCAUGCCACGGGACAGCUGUAUGCCAUUUCGAACGAUUUGGCUACAUAUAUAUCAAUAAACCAGCAUGUUCUGCACAGGUAUGCUAAUGAGGAUGUCUCGUUGGGGUCUUGGUUUAUUGGACUUGAUGUGGAGCACAUCGACGACCGGAGACUAUGUUGUGGCACCCCACCAGAUUGUGAGUGGAAGGCGCAGGCUGGCAACAUUUGCGUUGCUUCAUUCGACUGGACCUGCAGUGGGAUCUGUAAAUCUGCCGAUAGGAUUAAGGAAGUUCAUCGGCGUUGCGGAGAAGGUGAGAAUGCUUUGUGGAGUGCAACUUUCUAAGAGUUUAGCUUUUGAGUCUUCCAAACUUAGGAAGUUGAUAAGCUAGUCUCAUUUUGUUUUAGUAUAGUAACAAGUGAAAUAUAAUUACACGAACUAGUCGUAGAGGAACAGGGAGUUAGCGCACGUCUGCGUGCGUGAUAGAGUGAGAGAAUGAGGAAGAAAGAAGCCCUUUUGUGUGGAUCUUUUCCAUUUUAUUUAAGGAAAUAGAACACAUUGAUUGCAAGGAAAAAAGAAAUGGAGAGGUAAAAAUGUGGUCACCAUUCAACCAUUUUUUGAUGCUUAGAAAGCCAAAUUGUAAGUUACAUUUUCACUGAUAAUAAGCUAAUAAUAAAUGCAUAUUCUUCUC